CUGAUGGCUUUGCAAAGGCGUUGUCUUUCGCAAUUUUAUAAAGAUUUUUUAAUUAUCAGAUAUUGAUUUCGAGAGGAUAGGUCCACGGUGCCGAACAUGGACAGAGGUGUUUUAAAGCUAUCAAACGAUGAGAAACUGUUGACUAUCGCCGUCGUUAUGGGAUUCCUAACCCUAACUAUCUUGCUCACAGUGUGCGUAGUAACUCCUGUUUGUUGGCUGCACACUGUCAUACACCGGAACAAAGCAAAAGACAAGAAAUGCCGUGAUGUUGAAUUACAGGAGGAGGCAACGCCCAUUAAACGAACGGUGGCGCCCCACUACGGACUUCAAUCAAACCGAUCUUCUCGUGUUACUUCAGAAUCUAUUGCAGGGCGUAAAAAAUACACAGAAGACUCGACCUAUAGCAGUAUGUCUGCUAGCAGUCGUGGCGACGGAACAAUAUCUCUCUAUAGUGAACUUUCCUUGGACAUUCCCAUCCCCAAUGAAGAUAUGGAGGCAAACUAUGGCCAAGUGGUCUUCUCCGUUGUUUACAGGCAACAACAAAACCAAAAUGAAGGACAACUGAUUCUCUAUUUAAAGGAAGCUCAAGAUUUACCAUCUCGUAUUUAUGGUGGGAUCAUUGAUCCUUAUUUGUUAGUUCAGAUUAUCAAAGACAGAGGUCACAAGCGUCGCAUUAAGGGUCGCUCUGUUCCAUAUUAUGAAUUCCGGAGUAGUACAAAGAGAAAAAGUCAACAUCCUCUAUUCCGAGAGACAGUGAUAGUGAAUAUGCUGAGCUCACAACUGAAAGACUACGUUCUAAGAAUUGCUGUGGUUGAUGAAGAGAAGAUUGUGAACGACACAAUUCUUGGAGAGAUCUCAAUUCCCUUACGGGAGUUCCAUCUGGAGGAAAAUCAUGUGCACGUAUUAGACCUACUGGAGCCAAAACAAGACAAUGGAGAUAUUCUGUUUGGCUUAAGCUACCUACCAACUGCAGAACGUCUGACAUUUACUGUUGUAAAAGGCAAUAAUUUUCGUGUUGUGACUGAUGAUGUGGACACGUUUGCUCCUUACGUUCGAGUACUUUUGUUUCACAACGGAAAGAUGCUAAAGAAAAGGAAGACGUCUAGUCGCCUAGGAACCGAGUGUCCAUCGUAUAAUGAAUCUCUCACUUUUGAUGUUCCGCUCUUGGAGAUGGAGAACGUCAUGUUCAUUGUAGCCGUAAGCCACCGAGACACGACCUUGAAUUAUAAGCAUUCUACCAGUCCCAAGCCGGUCAAACGUGACAAGCACGUGGGUAAAGUUGUGAUCGGCCCUCAUGCACGUGGAAGUGCUUUUCAUCAUUGGUUGGCAAUGAAGAAGUCGCCUAGGAAGCAAGUAACCCAGUGGCAUACCAUUCAUUAAAAGAAAAAAUAAACUGCUGAAAACAACUUGUUUUAUAAGAUAUUCAUCACGUUUGGAUAAAAGUGUGCAUACAAGAACUGAACAUUUCAUUUUUUUUUAACAAUGGUGUGCUGAUAAAUAAUAUAUAUAUAUUCUGCCUCGGGAAAAGUUUUACGUAAUUCGUACAAAGGUUCCUGAACUGUAUUUCGUUUAAGUUUUUCACAAUGUUUAUCACUUUAGAAUUGAAAGUAGAGCUUUAA
Limulus polyphemus (Atlantic horseshoe crab) is the source of this 1619-nucleotide messenger RNA. Its product is annotated as synaptotagmin-1-like. The transcript has 8 exons. Bases 97 to 1380 code for a protein of 427 amino acids. The record is from RefSeq and is a predicted model, not a curated record. Gene Ontology annotation, biological process: cellular response to calcium ion; regulation of dopamine secretion; regulation of calcium ion-dependent exocytosis. Lineage: Eukaryota; Metazoa; Arthropoda; Merostomata; Xiphosura; Limulidae. Gene Ontology annotation, molecular function: calcium-dependent phospholipid binding; calcium ion binding; clathrin binding.